AUGUCAGUUCCACCAACAACUUGGUCGCACUCGACCUCCCGCCCACCACCUUCGACCGCCUCUUCCUCCAACACCCCCAACAUACCCUCCUCAACCGCCCCUUCACUGCAACCCACAACUCGAGGCAUCGAUCUGGGCGGCUGGUCUGUCCGUGUCACCUCCGGUCCUAUUGGCUCUUCUGCCGAGAUGGACGCUCUGUCCGAUCUCUUAGGAAUUCCACCACCUGAAAUGGCAUUUCCUCACAACUCUCUUGUCCUGCAACACUCCGACUCUGGCUUCAGUUUAUGUCUCGACGCAGUCCGCACUCUGCGUUCCAUCGAAGGCGUCCAGCCUCAGAACAGGCUUUACGGUGUCGACUGCCGUGAAACCCCGUCAACUUCCAAAGGGUCUAGUGGGCUAGGCGCAAAGCCAAAGGCAAAGUCUUCUGGCGGAUCGAUCAAAGUCGCAUACGCUAAAGAAUGGGGGAAGAGCCGGAACGAGUUCGUCUCAUCCUCAACCACCUCUGCGGAAGGUGGAAAGGAAGAAGGGGGAUCGCACUUCGGCAGCAACACAGCAGACAUCACCGCAGCAAAAGAUUACGAUUGGACUUACAGCUCUACCUGGGCUGGUGCACUCAAUUCUACCUCUCCUCAACCGAUGUUGCCUACGCAAACAACACCAAGUCUCGCAGCUGGGCUGAAACCGCUCGAGUCGCCAAGCGAUGGGAAGGAGGAAUGGUACGAACCUGGCUCAGAUCCAGCAAGAGACAGAAUUCCAGUGGAGAGACUGGGCCCCUCGAGUGGAGAACCUAUUCUAUUUUACGAUGACAUAGUGCUGUAUGAAGACGAGCUGGCAGACAAUGGAAGCAGUAUAGUUAACGUUAAAGUAAGAGUUAUGCCCAGUGGAUUCUUGGUACUGCAACGAUUCUUUCUACGUGUUGACGACGUGUUGUUUCGAGUAUUCGACACUCGGUUGUACUGCGCAUUCCCACCUCCUCCUGUACCCAAACACAUCUCACAACCAAUCCCUUCCACCCUUCCAACAAACCUAAACCAACUCUUACUCGGAACACCACGCACCGCCAUAAAGCCAAAGGAUAACGACGUCACCAUGUCCACCAUCACCAACGAUACCACCUCAGACGAGGAAGAAGGCUACAUCCCGCGCCUAAUCCGCGAAUGUUCCGGCAGCGAAGCAUCCUAUUCGCUCGUCCGAUCCCAUCUUCCACUCUAUAAACCACACGAUCUGUCACCCCUAACAGACAUCAAUUGGGUCUAUAACACCUUAACUAAGAUCGAAAGGACUCGGUCGACGACGUAUCACGCGAAUAUAGCGAGGGGGCAACAGCUGCCGAGGUUAGGUGAUAAGGAUGCAACCGCGGGAGCAAAGUUUUUGAGUCCGAGUACACCCGCAGCGAGGUUCGCGGCGGGGAGGGUGGAUCUGAGUCCUGCUCAAGCACCUGUGGCGGUUGUGGGAGGAGAUGCAGGAGCGAGGAUUGUAGGUGAAGUAGCGGAACAAGGUGAGGCGAGGGAAGAAUGGGCUGGUUGUGGUGGGAGAGUUGAUGUUGCGGUUCUUAGAUCACAUUCUUAG
Molecule: messenger RNA, 1569 nt
Organism: Ustilago hordei
Lineage: Eukaryota; Fungi; Basidiomycota; Ustilaginomycetes; Ustilaginales; Ustilaginaceae
Exons: 1
Coding region: 1-1569 (522 amino acids)
Biological process (GO): TOR signaling
Cellular component (GO): cytosol
Source: RefSeq, a predicted model, not a curated record